AUGGACAGACGUGUCAAGAUAUGGAUCAUAGGAUCCAUCGCAGCGGCCUUCAGCAUUGGGAGCAGUGUUCUGAAUGUGGUCUUUGCUUAUCAUCUUUCAGAAUAUCCAGUACUUUCAGCCCUUCGAGUGCUACUCUUCGUCGCCUUUGCCAUCAGCCUGUUGAACUUGGCCAGCAUCGUCUGUUUCUGUACGUUGUAUGUCAAGAGUCUCAGCACUCAUUCGCUGGGAUCCAAAUCGAAAACAUGGUGUAUCUAUAGUGGCGGCGGCGCCGCGGCGUUCAUCAGUAUUGCCAUCUCUGGUGUCACUUUGGUGUACAUCACCAUCAAGCAAAGCGAGAUCAUCAACAAGGUGCUGGGCGUGACCCCGAUGACCUUGAUUGCGGCAUGGUUCGGAGUUUGGGGAGUCUCUGCAGGAUUGCAGAUCUUGCUGUUCUGCUUCUUGGGCAUGUGGACACGGGUUGUUCUCAAGAACCAAAGGGCUAGCCGACUGGAUAUGGAUUUUGGCAGAGCGUCCAUGCAUGAUAUCUCAAGAACGAAUACGCACCGUACAGGGCGUUCUUUUGGGUCACAGGAUAUCACACUAAACUCACCUCCAAGGACACCAGUAUCUCGGGGAGGGUCAGACACACGACGAUCGUCAUCUACAAGAGUUAGGCCUGGAUCGUCUAGGACAAAGCUUAUGCGACCUUCUGCAAAAUCAUCCCUCGAGAUCAUGCCAUUUCCCGCGGCGGAAGCUGUCUCGAUCGACAGUGCCUUUGACGAUUGGGAUACGUCUUCGGUACAUUACGAAAUGCGGAGUGCCAUUGGCUCCUCACCACCAACAACUCGUGGAGGUCUCGCAACAAUACCAGGCAGUCGACCGGAAUCACCAGCCAAUGCUUUAGAUGGCCCGUAUCUCCCAGACUCUCCCAUAAGCAGUUCGCCACCCCAUGCUACCACAUCUGACACAGCUACCGCCCUAGGUUGGUCUAGCUCAUCACCACGGCAGCUCAAGUCUUCACCUCCAUCAAGUCCACCUCCAAACUUCUCUCGUCCCACAUCAUCCCACAAGGACAACAAACCGCCACCAAAGUUCCAAAAAUUCGAUCCUUCCAUGGACGACCUCAUCCACCCUUUAUUCCGACCUAAUAGCCCUCAUCCACCACCAAUUGCCACGAUGGGGACCAUGGUAACCGCCUCUCCCAUGGCCGACCAGCUGAUCACGCCCAAGACCCUGGCGCGUCUGCGAAGCAACUCGAACAUCGGAUCUCCCCCUCCAAGCUUGCCGCAGCCAAGUAGAGAGCGAUCGGAGACGGUGACUUCAGUCGGCUCUGUCCCUGAUAGUCCUACCUUGGGGAGCGAUGGGCUGGGAAGUCCCGGUCCAUCGAUCGUGGACGACUUGGAACUACCUCCUAUUCUACCAGGAUUUGUGUUAUCGGCAGGCUCAAGGAGCAGUCUGGUGGAAUAUGGAAAACGGAAAAGCACCAAGGACAGGCCGAAGUCUCACUUGUCGGUGGGUAGCCGGCUGAGCGAGAUGCUUCUUUGA
Exophiala bonariae is the source of this 1524-nucleotide messenger RNA. RefSeq lists its product as uncharacterized. The transcript has a single exon. NCBI's taxonomy places the organism in Eukaryota, Fungi, Ascomycota, Eurotiomycetes, Chaetothyriales, Herpotrichiellaceae. The coding region runs from base 1 to 1524 and encodes 507 amino acids. The record is from RefSeq and is a predicted model, not a curated record.